AUGUUUACAAUGGAACUGUGACCUUUCUGCCUUUGGAGAAAAACAAUGAAGGAAAAUACCAGAUUAAAAAGUGCAAUAUUUAUCAAAUUCAACUAACUCACAUAAAAGAUGAGGAAUGGUCUGUGUCUAUUGUAGCUCCAUUUCCAGAAGAUUGGUUUUCAGAUGGAAUUGCAUACCCCAAACUAUCAUGGCUUGGAAAUGAACUUUUGUCCAAACUGGCUAAAUGGUCUGUGGAACAAAAGCCAAGUGAGUUUAAAAGUACACUCUCACUCAUUUCUGUAGCAAAAUACAGCAAAGUUUAUCAAGAGCUUAAAGAAAAAUACAAAGCGAUGGUAAAGGUGUGGCCCGAAGUGACCGAUCCUGAGAAAUUUGUUUAUGAAGAUGUUGCCAUUGCCACUUAUUUGUUGAUUCUUUGGGAAGAAGAGAGAAAGGAAAAAGAGUUGACCAAGAAACAGUCAUUUGUAGAUCUUGGAUGUGGAAAUGGUCUACUGGUUCAUAUUCUAAACAAUGAAGGGCAUUCAGGUAGAGGAAUUGACGUGAGGAGAAGAAAAAUAUGGGACAUGUACGGACCAGAAACUCAUUUAGAGGAAUCUACCAUCAUGCCAGGUGACAGUCAUCUUUUUCCAGAUACUGACUGGCUCAUAGGAAACCAUUCAGAUGAAUUAACACCAUGGAUACCUGUAAUUGCAGCUAGGUCAUCCUAUUCAUGUUGCUACUUUGUGCUGCCAUGUUGCUUUUUUGAUUUCCAUGGAAAAUACAGCCGAAGACAAAGCAAGAAAACUCAGUACAGAGAAUACCUCGAUUUUGUUGCUCAAGUGGGAUUUGUAUGCGGCUUUCACGUGGAAGAAGAUUGCCUUAGAAUUCCAUCGACAAAAAGGGUGUGCCUUAUUGGAAAAAGCAGGACCUAUCCGCCUACAGACUGCGCUGUGAUUGAUAAGCAGAUAACACAGUAUAUUAAUAACCGUCAGACCUGUGCUGCGGUCACGUGUGACGGAAGAGUUGGCUUUAAUCAUAAGGAGCACUCUGGUGGGGUAUGCAAAGAAACAGACUCAGAGCUUCCUGAAAAUGAGACUGCUGGUACAAUUUGGAUGCCUGGAUUUCAACCGAGAGAAAAAGUAGAACAAAUCAGAAAUUGUGCUUCCCUCCCUCGGGAUUUUGUAGAUUAUGUGGUCCUCAGCGUGGCAAACUUGCUGUUAAAUGCAACACCCCAAAAAUCGUGUUCUAAUAUGCAUAGUGGAGAUAGGAAUACCUGGAAUCAAGGAGAAAGCCUUUCCUUGAAGGAAGUAGCAGAACACUUAAAUAAAGAGACUUUAAAAAGGCUAAAGAGUGAAUAUGGAGGCCUGCAGACACUACUCAAGAACAAUCAUCAAGUAUUUGAAGUUCUAAAUGGGAGAGUUCAUAUUCGUGACUGGAGAAAAGAGAAACCAUCAAGGAAAAAUAAGCCUGAUGUGAAACGACGCCUUUCAGCUGAAGCAUUUAAAACACGUCUCUGCUGGUUUUUCAUUCAUCAUCCUGAUGGUUGUUCUUUGCCUUCUGAAUCUUGCCCAUAUGCUCAUGGGACUGAGGAGCUAAGGCAGUCUCAGAUUAUUAAAAAGAAAAAACAUAUACAGUAAUAAAACGCUGCUACUUACGUUUAAGCUUGUGUACAUGGCUGAAUCUGUGACGGUCUUCAGGACUGCCUAGUGCAUGAAGAUCUGUACAAUAUGGAGGGGUUUACCCUAUGCCAGUGCAUCUUACUUUCCAGUUGGUUUACAAGUUCUCCUGUAUUUUUAAUUCUUUACCUUUUUGUUAACAUGGAAAAGGUACAGUAAAGUACAUAUAUACUUUUGGA
Messenger RNA from Eurypyga helias (sunbittern), 1831 nucleotides. RefSeq names its product tRNA methyltransferase 44 homolog (S. cerevisiae) (gene TRMT44). Gene Ontology annotation, molecular function: metal ion binding; tRNA (uridine) methyltransferase activity. The annotation marks the transcript as partial. Gene Ontology annotation, biological process: tRNA methylation. The record is from RefSeq and is a predicted model, not a curated record. NCBI's taxonomy places the organism in Eukaryota, Metazoa, Chordata, Aves, Eurypygiformes, Eurypygidae. The transcript has 10 exons.